CGUGGUGGGUUUGGCAGAGGAAGAGGUGCUCCACAAUAAAAAAAAAUGCUUUUAUGUAAAUUCAUAUGGUGACCAUUAAAUAAAUUAAAAACCAGCAAUUACUUUUUAUUUUUAAGGAACCCACUAAUAAAUAUUAAAAUGAAAUUCACACCUUCUAUUCCCCUAAGAAAAAUCCUGAUCCAGUUAAAUAUUUUUGUCAAUUCACAAAUGUGUGUGUUGUGGAAUGAUGCUGAAAGAAAUAACCAUUGAUAAAUUGACUUACGGUUAGAACAUAAGAACAUUUCAGAAGUAGCUGUAAAUUUGCUUUGUGUACUUAAUAAUGAAACUUUAUUAAUAUUUCUCCUUGAAGUGAAUAUGUUCACUCUUGACUGGAGUAAUAAAAUUGAUUGAACCUUUGUGAAUACCCUUCAUCAUUUUUGAUUGAUUCUGCAAGUCACAUGAUGCAGCAAAGCAUUAACGCAACAUUAAAGCAAAUACAAUUGCAAUAAUUAUGUGCUACCUGCAGGGCCGGAUUUACCUACAAGCAAAACUAGCAGUUGCUUGGGGGCCCCCAUUCUGCAGUGAAGAGCAGAAAAAAUGA
Gryllus bimaculatus (two-spotted cricket) is the source of this 580-nucleotide messenger RNA. The record is from the annotation of a GenBank genome assembly. NCBI's taxonomy places the organism in Eukaryota, Metazoa, Arthropoda, Insecta, Orthoptera, Gryllidae.